Molecule: messenger RNA, 3202 nt
Organism: Globicephala melas (long-finned pilot whale)
Lineage: Eukaryota; Metazoa; Chordata; Mammalia; Artiodactyla; Delphinidae
Gene: IFNAR2
Product: interferon alpha and beta receptor subunit 2
Biological process (GO): type I interferon-mediated signaling pathway
Cellular component (GO): plasma membrane
Molecular function (GO): interleukin-22 receptor activity; protein binding; type I interferon receptor activity
Source: RefSeq, a predicted model, not a curated record
GGCCGCCAGCUGCGCGCAUCCUGGUCGCGAGCGCCGACCAGGGGUGCGGAGGGGUGGCGGCGGAACCCGGCUGCGGAGGGUGCGCCCGAGGCUGGCACCCCGAGGACAACGGCGAGGCCAAACAGCCGAGAUGUGAAAGUAAAGAAAGGACAUAUAAAAUAACAAAGAUGGUUUUGAGCCAGAAUGUCUCAGCGGUUGGACCACUUAAUUUGUAUCCCAUGGUGCACAUCAGCCUCAUGUUUGGUAUUUCGUAUGUUUUGCCUGAUUUUUCAGAUGAAUCUUGCACUUUAAAGAUGACAUUACGAAAUUUGCAGUCAGUCUUAUCAUGGGAAUUAAAAAACCAUUCACUUGUACCAACCCACUAUACAUUAUGGUACACCAUCAUGAGUAAACAGGAAGAUAUGAAGAUCGUUGGGGACUGUACAAAUAUCACAAGAUCAUUCUGUGACCUAACAGAUGUGUGGGUAAACAUGACAGAGAUGUACAUCCCCAAAGUGGUUGGAUUCAGAGGGAACGCAGAGCUGGUCAGUUGUAUGGGCUCUUUCUUCCUGGCAAUGGACACACUGCCUUUGGACCCACCAGAGUUUGAGAUUGUUGGUUUUACAGACCACAUCAGUGUCAAUGUGAAAUUUCAGUCUGUCGCUCCCAAGAUACUAAAUGAGGAAGAAUUACAGUUUUACUUAGCAUUAAUUGAAGAACAAUCAGGGGGGACCGUUAAGAAGCAUAAACCCCAAAUAAAUGGAAACGUCACUGAAGAUUUCAUUUAUAUCAUCGACAAGUUAAUUCCAAAAACAAACUACUGUGUAUCUGUUUAUUUCGAGCCUAAACAUCCGAGAAAAAUAAAUAGAUCUCCCUUAAAAUGUACCCUCUUCCAACCUGGAUGGGAAUCAGAGUCAUCAGAAUCUGCCACAAUAGGAGGAAUAAUUACUCUGUUUUUAGUGGCUGCUGUCGUCAUAAGCACUGUAAUGAUGCUGAAACGGAUCGGUUACAUAUGCGUAAGAAAUAAUUUCCCCAAAGUUUUGAAUUUUAAUAAAUUGUCAGUCUGGGUAUUUCCCGAGCUGCCUCCGUUGGAAAAAGUGGCUACCGUGGAGCUUAUUCACAUCAACAGAAAGAAGAAAGUGUGGAAUUAUAAUUAUGAUGAUGAAAGUGACAGCGAGGAUGAAGCAGCCCCCCGAAUAAGCGCAGGUGGUUACACCACGCACGGACUAACGGGCAGGCUGUGGCCCGCCUCUGUGUCCUCGGCCACCUUGGAGGACUGCAGUGACCCGGCUACUGAGGAGCGUGACCUGCCGGAGCCCGAGGCUGAUGCUGAGGCCCUGAUGGCACCAGGGCCCAGCCCCUGGCAGUCGGAAUGCACAAGUAGGGGCUACCAGGGGAGAGGGAACCUGCUGCAGGACCCCUUUUCCGAGGAGGACAGCAGCCCCACGGAGGGGUCUGGGGACAGAAUUGUCUUCAAUGUGGAUUUGAAGUCUGUGUGCGUGAGGGCCCUUGAGGACAACGACGACUCAGAAGUCACUCCAAUGUUACCAUCUGGUCCAGAAGAGACAGUUGUGCUAGAGGACCCCGACGAGACAGAAUCGAACCUUCUUCUGGUGGCCAGUGGAGAAGGGACACAGCUGCCCUUCCCCGGCCCCUCUGCGGAGUAUCCGUGGCCUGAAGAUUCUCCUUCUGAUGAAAGUGACACUUCCGAAUCGGAUGUUGACAUGGGGGAUGGUUAUGUAAUGAGAUGAAUGAAUCAAGAAAUAUUUAAUUAACUUGGACACCUGCUACCUCCGGUGCUGUCCCUCCCAGCACCCGCACUUGCUCCUUUGGGGUCUCCAAGUGUUCUCCGACGGAAAGAUUAGGAGACUGGUGACAUCAUCUGUGCAAAUUCCCAGUCUGGGGGAAGGGGGGGUGGGAAACAGAGUAUUCUGGUAACAUUCAGUGUGUUGUUUACCAGUUCAAAGUGAUUUGCUUUGAAGGGAAAAGGCCCUGCCCAUUCCCUUUAUUCUCAUGGAUGUCUAAUGUUUCUGCAUCAUGUUUCCCAGAGUAAAGAGCAGGGUUUAUAGCAGGGGCAGUCAGCAUUGUUUACCAAAGUCUCCAGGGAAGAGCUGGAAAGCAGCAGAAAAAGAGGAGGGAGGCUGGGCUGCGGGAGAGAAAGGAGGGGCACACACCAGGAAACAGAAGCACAGGCUUCGGGUUGGGCUAGAAGUAGGGAAGGUCCAGCCAAGUCUUGGGCACCUCCCUGAUGAUAUUCUGUCGCCUACACUCUUGAAAAUUCAACUCUCAGCCCCUUGCACAACCCUCCUCAAUCUGAGUGAGGAAGAGACACACCAAGUGCGGGCCGGGUGACUAAUACAGAAACAUUUGCAUAAGGGAGAGGGACAGAAUCUCUGUGUCAUAUUUUAAGAUUUAAUUUUGUACAAUGGUUGGAGGUUGGUAAAAAAGAAAACACGCUUUUUAAUAUAAAUUUGGGAAUGUCUUCAGAGUUGUUUCUUAUUAGACAGGAUAUAUAUGCAGCGGAUGUGUGGUUCUGCUGGCAUCUCUAGGUUGCACAAAACUCCCUCCAACUCUGUGCAGUGGCCUAUGGGGGCCAAAGGCACAUUCUCCCUCCCUGCGUUCAAGUUCAUGUGAGGUGUUUUAGCGACAGACGUCAGGCAGUGUCUUACACCCCCUGGUACUUACCCUGCUCUGGGUUUUCCAACCUCACCACUGCAGAGCUGAAAAAGAGGAAAUUAGGCCUUUCUCAGCAGUGUUGUGAGAGAAACGAUUAUUGACAAAGAAAUGACUUGGCUUUGUGUUGUUGCUUAUCCCUGGGGGGAGGGGGGAGUUACGGUAAAGAAGACCCUCUCAAACUGGAUUUGCUAAUGGAGUGCUUUAAAAUCAGUUUAUUUGCGGGGAGAGGGGUUACAGAGGCCGUGCCUGUUCUCUGGAGAAAACUUGGGGAAUACUGCAUGGUGUAAACCACCACCAUCCAGAUAUCACCUCUGGGUUGGCGUUGGAGUGUAUUUAUUUAACUUGCGACUCCUUUCAAAGCAUGCAUUUAAGGUAAUAGGGACAUGGCACGCACAGUUUUGCAAUCUGUUUUACAAUCCGUUUUCCACUCACCUGGAGGAGGAUAGUGCCCUUCCACCUCUGCACCUGCCCCUGCCAAUCUGCCAAUCGGGUGACAGCGGUCUCUAGAGACUGGCGCGCGGGGGCGGGGUCCGAGGCAGGGGCGGGG